Juglans microcarpa x Juglans regia is the source of this 957-nucleotide messenger RNA. RefSeq lists its product as uncharacterized. NCBI's taxonomy places the organism in Eukaryota, Viridiplantae, Streptophyta, Magnoliopsida, Fagales, Juglandaceae. The transcript has 2 exons. Gene Ontology annotation, molecular function: RNA-DNA hybrid ribonuclease activity; nucleic acid binding. The record is from RefSeq and is a predicted model, not a curated record. Bases 1 to 957 code for a protein of 318 amino acids.
AUGGAGCAAAAAUCAGCAUUUAGGGACAAAAAUGGUUGCAAACCCCCUCAGCCUUUUGUGUUCAAUCCCCUAUCUCGAACUGGAAGCAAAGACCUAAUUGAUGAUGAUUCAAAUGAAUGGAAUGAAGGGCUAAUCAGGUCAGUAUUCAACAAACAAGAAGUUGAUCAUAUAUGCAGUGAUGAGACAGCUAUGCAUGUUCUUUGGCAUUGCCCUGCUACUAGAGAUGUGUGGGUUGAGUCUCAUAGAGCAAUUCAGAAGUGGAGUGUUAAUGAAGUUGAUCUGCUAAAGCUAUGGGAGGAUUUGUCAGGGAAGUUUAAUAAGAAUGAGUUAGAGGAAGUUGCAGUCAUCAUGAGGGAUGUAUGGUUGCAAAGGAACAUAUUCAUUUUUGAAAAUAAAUUCUCUAGUCCAAGUAGUGUCAUCAGAACUGCCAAAGAAUUACGGGAAGAAUUCCAUUCAGUAAAGGAGGGGACAAAAGAUUCAAGUAUGCCUAACAAUCGAAGUUCAACUAAAAAUUUCCAGAAAUGGUUACCACCAGGAGAAAAUAGUUUCAAAACUAAUUGGGAUGUAGCUUGUGAUAUCAAGCAUAGGCAACUGGGGAUAGAAGUCUUCAUCAGAGAUGAAAAGGGGGAAGUCAUAGUAGCUUAUUGUGGAGCAAGAGGUUAUGUGGAUCAACCAGUAAUAGCAGAGGGACUUGCACUCAGAAAAGCCAUAGAACCAUGCAGUGACUUGGGACUCAAUAGAGUGACAUUUGAAGGGGAUGCUCAGAACAUUGUUAAAGCCAUAUAUAAUCUAGAUGAAGAUUUGUGUUGCUAUGGAAGCAUCAUUGAAAACUCAAAGUCAUUUUUAUUCACUUGGUCCAAGUGGACAGUUCAAUAUACAUGCAGAAAUACAAACACGGUAGCACACAUUUUGGCCAAGGCAUCUAUACAUUCAAAUGUAGAGAGAGUGUAUGGAUAG